Molecule: messenger RNA, 3185 nt
Organism: Tigriopus californicus
Lineage: Eukaryota; Metazoa; Arthropoda; Copepoda; Harpacticoida; Harpacticidae
Product: dual specificity tyrosine-phosphorylation-regulated kinase 1B-like
Exons: 1
Coding region: 336-2597 (753 amino acids)
Biological process (GO): peptidyl-serine phosphorylation; protein autophosphorylation; peptidyl-threonine phosphorylation
Cellular component (GO): nucleus
Molecular function (GO): ATP binding; protein serine/threonine kinase activity; transcription coactivator activity
Source: RefSeq, a predicted model, not a curated record
GCUUUGGUGGCGUAGCUGUGUAGCUGAACUGCUCGCGUUUCUGUCUUCCGGAAGAGGAUUCCGGCCUGGCCCCAGAGCUCCAUCCUCGGCCCGCAUCGCUCACCUUGACCCUGUUUCACGGCUCUUCCACGCUCUCUUGAGAUAGUCGUUCAUGGAAGCCGCUGGCCUUGUUCCGGUCUUGGCGCAUCUGGCCUCCCGCCAACCAAGACCCAAUUCCGACCCAUUGUGAGGGUCCAGGGCGUAAAGGCGUGUACCGGUGUAUCCACCGUAGUGUGGGUGGGUGGGGUUGGAUGCGGCGCACCCGCUAGCCUGGACCCUGCCACCCUCGGGCGUCUAUGGACCCAUGUUCUGCCAGUGGGUCGAGUGCCACUCAUGUCUUGAUGCCGCACAAUGGGCUGCCCUCGCCCUCGCACCGCCUCCCGCCUCCUCAGUCUUACGCCCCCGUCCCCGCCCUUACUCCCGUCAACGACCCGUCUAAUUUGUCCAGCCCCAUGUGGCCCCCGCAUCACGGUGGUGGAGUUAGUCUAGGGUUGAUCGAUCCUCCACCGGAAUCGGGUGUGACCAGUGGUCCGGGGGUGCGGCCCAUCGGCCUCAUGCUUCAUCCACAAGUCACGCCCGUGUCCAGUUUGAGUCUGACGCCGGUUCACAGUUCGUCGAUCGCGUUAUCCGGGGGUAGCGGCUCGUCUGACACGGGAUUGAUGUCGAGUGCCCUCUCAUCCAGCACGUCUAUGGCUUCUACCGGACUUCAUUCGGGAGAAGGGCCAGAUCGACUCCCGCCCUCCAUGUUGACCUCGUUCACUUCGCCCAGUUUGGCACUGGAACUACCCAUGGUGUAUGCCUCGCCCGCCAUUGGCCCGCACUCGCGCUUAAUGUCCACCGGCCUUAGUUCGUCGGCCGCUCAUCACGGGCCGCCCGAGGCUCACUUUUCGAUGAGCGGUGUUCCACCCGGGAGCUCGAUUGGUCGCUUGAAUUCUGCUCUCGACCCUAGGCAACCCAAGCCUCAUUACCCUACCCUUGGCGCUCACCCGGGUGGGUCUGGUCCGCUCGUGAAUCUUCAUUCAGUAAUGGGGGCGCCCGCAUCGUCUUCCAUGAUGUCCGGACUCGCGGCCGGCCCUUCCACUUCGGUGGCUCAUUCAACGUCAUCGUCAGCUUUGGAUAUGAUCGGCGGCAUGACCCUAUUCAGUCCCGAGAAAGGCCGGCUGCCCGCUACUGAGGCUAUGGCUGGCUCAUCCACCGCUCAUUCUUUGAUAGCCCACCAUUUUCAUGAAUGCGUGCCCAACGCCAAUCGAGGGUCCCGCACUGUCAGUGGUCACGGUAUAGCGUUGAAUCCGCCACCCCCAGGUGGUUCGGAUAAGCCACGUCAAUUCCGUGAUCCUCGCUCGGCUCCACUUCGGAAGUUGUCGGUGGAUCUGAUCAAGACCUACAAGCACAUAAACGAGGUGUACUACGCCAAGAAAAAGCGACGGGCCCAACAAGCCCAGGUUGAGGACUCCACUCAUCAUCGGAAGAAGGAGCGCAAGCUUUACAACGAUGGAUUUGACGAUGAGCAUCAUGACUACAUUAUCAAAACCCACGAACGGUUUCUGGACCGAUAUGAGAUCGACUCGCUGAUUGGCAAAGGCUCCUUUGGCCAAGUUGUGAAGGCCUUUGACCACGAGGAACGUUGUCACGUUGCCAUCAAGAUCAUCAAGAACAAGAAACCCUUCCUAAUUCAAGCUCAGAUUGAAGUCCGUCUUUUAGAAACUCUCAAUCGAACAGAUUGUGAAGACAAAUACCACGUGGUGAAACUCAAGCACCACUUCAUGUGGAGAAACCAUUUGUGUUUAGUGUUCGAGCUACUAUCCUAUAAUCUCUACGACUUACUCAGGAAUACGAACUUUCGCGGGGUGUCGCUGAAUUUGACGCGAAAAUUUGCCCAGCAAAUCACCACCGCUUUGUUAUUCCUGUCUUGGCCGGAAUUGAAAAUAAUCCACUGUGAUCUAAAGCCGGAGAAUAUCCUUCUCUGCAAUCCCAAGCGGUCUGCCAUCAAGAUUGUCGACUUUGGCUCGUCGUGUCAAUUGGGGCAACGCAUUUACCAGUAUAUCCAAUCGCGGUUCUAUCGCUCGCCAGAGGUCCUACUGGGAAUUCCUUACGACCUGUCCAUCGACAUGUGGUCCCUAGGAUGCAUUCUCGUCGAGAUGCAUACGGGGGAGCCACUCUUUUCAGGAGCCAAUGAAGUGGACCAAAUGAACAAGAUCGUGGAGGUGCUCGGCAUCCCACCCAAGUACAUCCUUGAUAAAGCCCCUAAAGCCAAAAAGUUCUUCCAGAGGCUUCCGGACGGAUCACAUACGCUUAUCGUGUCAAAAGACGGAAAGAAAUAUCGAGCUCCUACUUCCAGGAAACUUCACGAUAUCAUUGGUGUCGAGAGUGGGGGCCCCGGGGGAAGGCGAAUAGGCGAACCUGGGCACAGUGUGGCAGAUUAUCUCAAAUUCAAAGACCUCAUCUUGAGAAUGCUCGACUACGAUCCUAAAGCCAGGAUCACGCCCUACUAUGCCUUGCAACAUAAUUUCUUCAAGCGCUCCCCGGAUGAUAAUUCGGGGACUUGGGGUGCCCCUUAAACACGGAAAGCUAGCUUAAUUAGAUAGAAAAGGGGUAGCGACCAACCCACUAGCGCCCCAUUGGCCCCAUUUACGAGCAAGUCCGAACAACCUUGAAAGAAUAAAUGACAGAUCCGUCCCCAUCGUGCGGCGCAAGUGAGAUUGGAACCGUUUUCGAACGGUUCAUCUCACUCGCUUCAUCUUGUUCCCCAUUACUCUCAACGAAGUCCGAUCUACAUGAUUGUUUGUGUGAUGCCUCUGGAGCAAGAUCUUGUGCAGAGAUGGAAGUGAAUGCCACUAGUGAGGCAAAAAGGAACUAUUAUUACCAUUACUUCAAUCACUACAACUAUUAUUAGUGUUAUUACAACAAGAACUUCAACUACUACUACCACCAUCACCUCUUCUACUCGUCCGCCGGAUGUUUGGGUUCAAUAGCCCAUACUCAAUCUUGCCAAACAUGUGGCUCAACUAGUGACAUUCAUUGAUAACAAUUAACUGUAAAGGACUCUCAUCAUAUUUAAUGGAGUUAAUUUUCCAUAUUUGUUUUGUACUGAAACUGAUUAGAAGAAAAAAAUCCCCGUUAUCCAAUAAAGCUAAAUAACCCACGUA